AUGCUGACCAAGGUCUUCAUUCCCAAGUACUGCAAACAGGGCAAGGGCAAAUCCCUCCUCCAAUUCCUCUAUGCCAUUCAGUGCAUACCAGCGGUCAAGAAACUUCCCCCUGCUCAGCCUGAACAACCAGCCACACUGGAUGCCAAAACUCCAGACUUGCCAUUGCCACCUUCCGUGUCUUCUACUCCUCCAGAACUGCCACCGACCAACCCAAGUGUAACUGCCCCCACCACAGCUCAGCCAACUCUACCCGGCUCAUCCACCAAGCGUUCCAGUCGCAAGGGGUCUAAGAAUCACCGGGCCAAGCAACCUCUUGAGAAACCUACGGAGACGCCUCAGGCUACUCCCCCCACCCCUCUUCCACGGCCCACUCCGGCACUGAAGUCUACACCCCAGGCAGCAACCAACCGUCCUACAGCGUCUUCCGCUCGGGAAAAACUUUCUGCUUCUGAGCAGCCCCUGGUCACUGAGGCAUUUGAUCGCAGCGCAUGGCUGGCGACAAUGGAUGCAGAACUGAACCAGGGCCCAGCCGGUCUCUUCCAAAUGAUUCUACCAGGCCCAAUUGAUGGCUUCUAUGUGUUUGUGGUGCGCCAAAAGUUUGCCUCAUUGGCACAGGAAGUUCUCAAGAACCUGGCGACCUUCCUUAUUUCUCACCUUGAGUUGUGGCAGGACCUGAAACACCAGUGGAAGACAUGCCGCACCUGGCUCUGCUUGGACCACUACAAUCGUACGGUUACCAACGCUAUGACCUGGGACCAAAGCCAACAUCGUGCAAUCUCGGAGUUUGAGCGGGACGUUGAUUUGGACCAGCAAGUGGAGAAGGAUGAUAAUGAGUGGAUUGAGAAGCUCCUCGCGGCAAAGCAGGCUUCUACGGAAUUUGAGGGCACCAUCACAAUUGACCUUUUGAUGCCAGCUGCAAAGGACAUGGAUGACGGGGCUACGGUAGGCAGCGCGGCAAAUAUGGCAGCACUAUUGGAGAACAUGAAAGCGGAUGUCAACGACCUUUGCAUGGAAUUAGAGACUGUGGCGGAAAAACUGGCUCAAGCUAAGGAUGCGGAGGCUGCCAAGGAUGCUUGUAUCCUUGAAUUGGAGGCCAAAAUGGCGGCACAAGCAUUGGUCACAGGCAAGCACCGUUCGUCAAGCCCCUCCUCCAGCAAGGCAACAUCAUCGGCUGACAGUGGGGGUGGCCCCCCCGGCGGUGGUCCCUAA
This is a messenger RNA of Cylindrotheca closterium, 1209 nucleotides long. NCBI's taxonomy places the organism in Eukaryota, Bacillariophyta, Bacillariophyceae, Bacillariales, Bacillariaceae. The record is from the annotation of a GenBank genome assembly.